AUGCUGACCAAAGAUUUACUUAAAGGACUUUUGUCUGGGAAUCGAAUGUCGCUUUCCAAGUCAAUUACCCUAAUAGAAUCAGCAAACCUAGACCAUCGUAAGCAAGCUACAGAAUUAUUAAGUGAGUUAAGUCCCUCUCCAAGUAGUAUUCGUCUAGGUAUCUGUGGAGCUCCUGGAGCUGGCAAAUCAUCAUUAUUGUUUAAGAUUCUUCCAUUUUACAUCCCUUAAAGGGGCUACUGGGUCAGAGCUUCCAACAUUUUUACACUCCUCUAGCCCACAAACCAAUGGUUCAGACCUUGAUUGAGUUCAGAUAAAAUUCGCAUGCAACACCAAGGUUCAUAAUCAUAAAAUGCAAAGUGACUGCUGAGCAAUAUAAGCAGUUUACGAAUAUCGUCAUUUUAAUUUAUGGAGCUGACAAAUCAACACUUAUCGAAACCUUAGGUCUCAAGUUUAUUAGCCACGGCAUGAAACCAGCUGUAUUAGCUAUGGAUCCAUCAUCAGUUCAAUUUGGCGGAUCAAUUUUGGGCGAUAAAACCCGCAUGCAAGAACUUUCAGCUCAUCUUGAUGCUUAUGUAAGGCCGUCUCCUACAAAAGGCGUUCUAGGAGGUGUGACAAGUGCUUGCAGUGAAAAUAUAAUUUUAUGUGAAAAUGCAGGAUAUAAUCCGAUCAUUAUAGAAACAGUUGGGCUUGGGCAAAGUGAGACCACAGUUGACGAAGUCACUGAUUUGAUUCUUCUUGUCGCAAAUCCUGCAGGUGGAGAUUUUCUGCAAGGAAUCAAAAAAGGAAUCAUGGAAGUCGUUGAUUUAGUGGUUGUAAAUAAAGCAGAGCCACCAUUCAGAGAAAAGGCUGAAAUGACCAAAUUUGAGCUAGAGCAAGCUUUUAAAAUGAGUGUCCGAAGAUAUGACAAUUGGGUGCCACCUGUGCUCCUAACUUCAGCCAAAAAUAAAGAGGGGAUUGAAGAGCUGGUCAACGAAAUUUUGAAUGCAAAAGAAAAACUGAAAUAUGAAAUUUUUGAGAAAAGGAAAGCACAGAUGAUAUUGCAAACCCAUAGAAUGAUGGAAGAUUUGCUGAGAGCAAAAUUAAAAGAAAUGAAAUCAAGUGGGGAUUAUAAUCAUAUCUUAGCUGAUCUAAAUCAAAUGAAGAUUAUUCCUAGAACUGCAGCUACACAAAUGUUAUCUUUGCUGGCUAAAGAUUAA
Blepharisma stoltei is the source of this 1196-nucleotide messenger RNA. Lineage: Eukaryota; Ciliophora; Heterotrichea; Heterotrichida; Blepharismidae. The record is from the annotation of a GenBank genome assembly.